Zea mays is the source of this 1318-nucleotide messenger RNA. RefSeq lists its product as uncharacterized. Bases 410 to 1132 code for a protein of 240 amino acids. The record is from RefSeq and is a predicted model, not a curated record. NCBI's taxonomy places the organism in Eukaryota, Viridiplantae, Streptophyta, Magnoliopsida, Poales, Poaceae. The transcript has a single exon.
GCUGCCGCCCGCGCGCGCCGUCUCGUCGUCUCCCACCACUAGAACUACCCCACUUGCGCCUGCCGCGGAUCCAGCGCGGUUUGACGCCCGCGGCGGCGUGCCCAGUCCAGGCCCCCAAAACACGCCGCGGCUCAUCACCGACGCCAUGUCACGUCCCGUCCUUGUCAACCGCGCUCCCGCCCGCCCAUGCUGGGGGCAGGCAGACACGCCCAAAUCUCCCUGCAUCGAUAUGUAUAAAACGCACAACCGCCUGCCGGCCUUGCUUCCACCUGCCUAUCAAGGACCAAGAAGCAGCAGCAGCAGCACCACCACCAACCAAACCGGCGCGCGUGUCCGUGCCCGUGCCAGUGCCACCGUCCACCGAGCAGCGGAGCCCUAGCGUACGUGCUAGCUGUUGGCGCGGCAGGGCAUGCCGGGCAACGGCCUGCCGCUGCGGCGGUGGCUGGUUGCCUGCGUGCGCCCGGCGCGGCGCGAGGCGCGGCUGGCGGUGUGGGGCGGCGGGGGCACGCGGGGAGCGGAGCCCGGGCAGGCGGCGGGGGAGGUGAUGGUGGAGCACCUGGGCCACGUGGUGUGCCGCGCCGACGGGUUCCGCGUCGGCCGCCCCGCGCCGGUGCUGGGCAUCGGGGACCGGCUCGAGGCCGGGCGCACGUACCUCGUCGUCCCUGCCGACCGCCUCCCUUGCGCCGCUGGCGGGACGGGCGGGGUCGUCACCGCGGCGUCGCUCGCAACGCUCUCGCGCGGCAAGCGGCAGGCGCCGGCUGGACCACGGAACUGCCCGUUCGAGUACGCCAAGGACGGCGACGGGCGCACGGUGAUCAGGGUCGCGGAGGAGUUCCUCGUCAGGGCCGUCGCGGGUGGCGCCAACGCCGGCAGGAAUGGAAAGCCGCGCGGUGGGGACGGCGACGGCGACGGCGACGGCUGCGGGUCGGCCGCGCUUUGCAGCACGCCUGAGCUGAGGAAACACUAUGAGCAGCUGGUGGGCGCCGUGAGGGGCCGCCCGUGGUCGCCGCGGCUGGACACCAUCGCGGAGCGCAAAGGGCGGCGGAGGCUCGCCGACGUCGUAAGCCCCGGGAGGCUGUCGCCGGCACGAUUGCUGGGGAUGGGCAAGGACAAAGGGCUCAGCUUCAGCUAGCACCUAGCAGGUACAGCGGCAUGCAUCAACCAAGAAAAGAAGCCACCGGCAAGGACCAUCUUAGUCUCAGGCGCACCUGUUUUUUUUUCCCUCGACAAGGGUUUGCACAGCCACCUCUCAGUGUAACUAAACUAAACACAGCUAUAUUCAGAUUGUCUCACCGAGCCUAGCUAUUCAUUGUUAUCA